This is a messenger RNA of Psylliodes chrysocephalus, 5464 nucleotides long. Lineage: Eukaryota; Metazoa; Arthropoda; Insecta; Coleoptera; Chrysomelidae. The record is from the annotation of a GenBank genome assembly.
UGUACAUUUCGUCGAUCACCAAGACAGUUAACAAUAUGUGGUCGCCAAUUGUCCUUUGUUUCCUGGUAGGCUUUGCCUUCGCUGCAAACAACCCUGGAUGGAAAGAGGGAGCUGAAUAUGUUUACAAAAUUCAAGGACGUUCCUUAGUUAGCCACAAGGAAAUAUCCAACCAACAAGCUGGAUUUUUGUUCAGACUUACCCUCAGGAUUCAACCCCAAUCCGAUGGAAAACUCAGGGCACAAAUUACCCGACCUGAAUACGACGAAAUCCAUUCUGACUUACCCGAAUGGAAUGCCCACAUCCCAGAGGACCAACUUAGUUGGAAACCUCUGAAAAUGAGCGGCAAACCUUUCGAGGUUGAAAUGAAAGGAAGCAGGAUCGUCGGUUUAUUCGUUAGCAAGAAGACACCAGUCUGGGAAGUCAACAUGAUCAAGAGUUGCAUGUCCCAAUUCCAAAUCAACACCAACGGAGCUAACCUAAUCGAAAACAGGCUAAACACACUUCCUGAAAAUGGAGAUUUUGACAACGAUGCUGUUUUUAUGACAAUGGAAGAUACCAUCACCGGUAAUACCGAAACUAUGUAUCAAAUCAGACCCUUGUCAGAUCAUCUCGUCCAAGCUGAUUUCAAAGAAGCCCAAUAUCUCGAUGCUGCUGAACACGGAAACGUUAUCGAAGUAAUCAAAAACAAAAACUAUGCUAACAACGUAGAACUUCCUGCUUACUCCUUCGGUUUUGAAGGUCUUCAAUGGGGAAAACCAGCUACUAACCAAAUGGGAGAAUUCUUCGUCAGGGAAUCCACUAGCCGUGCUAUUUUAACUGGAACUUUGGAACACUUCGUCAUCCGCAAGUCUUCCACCGUUAACCAAAUCUUCGUCAGCCCCACCAUGAGCGACCAGAAGAGUUCUGUAGCCGCUAGCUUUGUUAACGCUACUUUGGAAAAAGUUACAUCUCAAGACGAAAAAAUUGCCGAGGUACCUCAACCAAUUCAUUUACAAACCCUUGUCUACUCUUAUGAAGAUUCAUUCGCCCAAACUAACGAAAUUCACGCAAGAUCCACUUACCAAUACAGGCAAGAAGACAACGAAAACGAAGAUUACGAAAACACCAGAACCAACUGGAUCAGAUCACCCCGUUCUCUUCGCCGUUACGAAAACGAAAAUCAAAAUGACAACCAAAACCAAAAACACGGUUACAAACAAGAAUUGUCUGAACUCAAAGAAGCUCCAGAAAGUCCUCUUUUACCUUUCACCAUGGGAUACGAAGGUAUGUCAAUAAAAAACAAAAUCAAUGUCGUCCAAGAAGUACAAAAGCUAGCCAAAGAAAUUGGCAAGAGAAUGCAAGAAGAAGCAAAGGAUCAUCAUGAAGAACUUUUGGACAUGUUCACCACAAUGGUUUCCCUUGUCCGAAUUAUGGAUGUUGAAGAAGUUCAACAAGCCGCCAAAGAUUUAUACAGCAACAGUAAAGAUGGUUUAGCGUGUGCCAUUUGGGUAGCUUUCCGUGAUGCUGUGGCCCAAUCAGGUACAGGACCCGCCCUUCUUGUCAUCAAGGAGUGGAUUGAAACCGAUAAGAUCGAAGGAGAAGAAUCCAGCCAAGUAGUAUCUACCAUGAUCCCUAAUGUACGUCAACCUACCGUUCAAUAUUUCAGAACCUUGUUCGAACUUGUUAAGCAACCCAAAGUAGAACAGCAAUGGCCUCUGAAUGAUACCAUCCUCAUGGCAUUCACUGAUCUUAUCCGUAGAGUUUACGUUGACGAACAUGCAUUGAAAAACAAUUUCCCUGUAAAGAGUUUUGUACCAUUCCGCACUGACGAAGGAGAACAAUUCAUCAAAGAAGAAGUUUUCCGUUACUUCGAACAAAAAUUGAACGAAGCCAUCGAACGUUCCGAAACCCACAAAAUUCACGCUUUGAUUACCAGUAUUGGAAACACUGGAUCUUACUACGUAUUGCCAAUAUUCGAACCUUUCUUGGAAGGUAAAAAACAAGCCUCCCAAUUCCAACGCGUGUUGAUGAUUAUGGCUAUGAAGAAACUUGGUGACAAUCAUAGAGACACAGCCAACAAAGUUCUUUUCAGGAUUUACCAGAACCGCGCAGAAGCUAGAGAAGUCAGAAUUGCUACCGUUUACCAAAUCAUGCGUACUGUACCAUCUACUGAAAUGUUGAAAGCCAUGGCUAGAUACACUAUUGUUGACCCUGAUAAUUACGUCAAUGCUGCUGUCAAAUCCUCCAUUGAAAAUGCUGCUAAACUAGAAAGACCCGAUUUUAUUGAAUUCCGCAGAGCAGCUCAAGCUGCUAAACCUUAUCUUACUGAACAACUCUUCGGUCUUCACUACGGAGCUAACUAUCUUCGCAACUUCUUCAUUGAAGAAUUAGAGAAAACUUACAAACAAACUAUCCAAACUUUCGGAAGCGAUGAGUCUAUGGUUCCCAAAGGAAUCUACUACUCUCUUAGAGAACAAAUGGCUGGAAUUCAAUACAGAAUCGCCACCGUACAAUUCUACAUUUCCAGAGUUGAUGACUUACUCCAAGUUACACGUGAACAAACUGCCAAAUUCCAAAGGCAACAAAAGCAACAAAGGGAACACUCUCAAGAACAGGAACAAAACCAAUGGUCAAGUCAAAACAUUGCUAAGCUAUUGAACUUACAACCCGAAGACAAAGAACAACUCGAAGGAUUCUUGUCCAUUGAAUUGGGCAAUUACCAAAAAAUGUUCGCUUUCGACAACAGGACAGUACAGGACUUCUCAGAAGUUGUACGUGAAUGGGAAGAAAAACUUAAAACCGAAAAGGAAGUAAGCUACUUCAAACUGACAACCAGAGAAAUAGCUCUUUCCUUCCCUACCGAAACUGGUGUUCCAUUCUUAUUCACCUAUGACGUUCCUACUUUCAUGAAGGCACAAGGGAAAGUAAGCGCUAAAGUCCAACCUCAAUUAUCUCAAGAUGGAGAAAUCCAAACUCCCGAACAAAUCGAACUUAACGCCGACAUGGGAAUUACUGUAUCAUCCAAAGUACAGAGUAGGUUAUCUGUAACUGCUCCAUUCAACCACAAACAAUACUUCGCUGGUUUUGACAAACACUUGCAAGUAAAUGUACCUGCUCGUGUUCAAGUCCAAGUUGAUGUUAAAAAAAUGAACGCUGAAAUCGAAAUCGAACUUAAACCAACCAAAGAACAUACACUCUUGCAUUACCUUACACGCCCCUACACUUCCAAGGUCGAUGUUACCAACUUCGAACCAAUGACCGCCCAAGGAGAAACCAAACUGAUCAAACAAGACGAUCUCCAAGCUUUCGAAUCUACAGUUGGAAAGAAACCCACUGGUUUUGCAUUCCGCGUUGAAUUAGUCCAUUCAAGACAAUUCCUUGAUGCUCUUCGUCUUGGACGUAUCUUGAACCAACAACAAAACAUUUUUGACUCGCUCCGAUCAAUCUGGGAUGACAACAGCAUUCAAUAUGGCAAAUUCAAUGUUGCCUACCGUCCACAGGAAUCAUCUGCCCGCAAGGUAAUUCUUCGUCUUUCUUACGAUCAACAAUACAAAUCACAACCCGAGUCUGGCUCAUCCAGCGAAUGGAUCCUUAACGAAAACGCUGAGCCUUCUCAACGUCAACAAGAAUUGAUGAAGAAAAUCGCCGCUGACAUCAAAAAUGUUCAAGUUGUUUCUCUUGACUCCAGCCUUGAAUUUGAAGGAGACCAGAAAGUCAAAUACAUCCUGACUGGAGCUGUCGCCAAGAGCAACGUUGACCCUAAAUCUCGUGUUAUGAUCUCUUACAAAAGAAGUUCUAAUGGCACCCCCAAACCUCACGAAGUUCACGUUGUUGCCAAGAGCUUCAUCCCCAACACUAACGCUCUUGAUUUCGAAUACACUUUGCAAAACGAACCCAUGGCUGAAACCGAAAUCAAAAUUAAAUUCGGAAACUCACAUGAAGCACUUUCCAAAAUCGACGCUCAACUGAAAUACCGCAGAAGCGCAGAACGUAAACAAUACUUGAAGGAAUUACCCAUGCACAAACAAUGCAAAGAAGAAGCUAGAGCCGGUAACAAACAACUACCAGCCUGUCUCAACAUGACCAUGAUUGCUAACCUCCUCGACAGCGUUGACUUGAAAGCACACCACGAAAACUUGAAACCAGAACUUUUGGAAACACUCCAAAGAUACUUCAAAACUCUGCAAGUACUCGCCCAACCUGGUCUUAAAAUCAUCAACAAAGACACAUCAUUGGCCGAAAACGAAAUCAAAAUGCAAGCCCGUUUCCACCCCGACCUUCAAGCCGUCAAUAUUACUGUCAAAUCUCAAAAACAAGAAUCCAGAUUCAACAACAUCGAAGUUGAUGAAAUCAGCCAACAAAUUUUCGUAGUCCACCCUGUUUUCCACGCUUACCAACGUUUGUCUAGGCACAUCCUUGCUCCUAUGGAUAACUACAGAGCAUCCUGUGUCGUUGACAAGACUCACAUCAACACCUUCAGCAACUUGACCUACCCAGCUGAUAUAUCGAAACACUGGACAGUAAUGCUCCAAUACAUUUCUGGUAACUCUGAAAGACACCAACAAUCAAUCCAAGAACAAUUGAAAUCCCAACUCGACAACUAUGUCGUCCUCGUCCGUGAAAGCCCAGAAGCCGCCAACAAGAAGGACAUCAAGAUUGUCGUCAGUGCUCCCGAAACCGACUACAAGGUAGUAGAAAUUGAAUUGACCCCAAGCCAAGGAUCUAACGAAUUCAAGGCUAAAGUCACUGUUGACGGACAAGAAGUUAAAGUAAGCGAAAAGGAAAGCCACGAUAUCAAGGGAAGAUUUAUCCAAAUCUACUCCUUGGCCAACGGUGAAGUAAAGGUUGAAAUUCAAAGAGGUUUCUACGUUAUCUACGAUGGAUCCCGUGCUAGAAUUAGUACUGAUGGAGGUAAACUUAUGAACAGCAUUGUAGGUAUUUGCGGUCAAUUCACAGAACACAAAGCCGAUGAAUUAACCACCUCCCAAGCUUGCGUUGCUCGCGACUUUGAAGAAUUCGUCAAGAGCUACGAAGUCGAAGGACAACAGGGUAAACAAAUCAGAGACAUCUUCCAUGGAAAAACCAACAAGUGCGUUGAAAAGGACAUCCCUCUUUACGUCGAAGUCGUAGUUGGUCGUGACUACAGGUCCCAGAAACAAGGUGAACAAUCCAACACAUGCACUUACUUCCAAACUAAAUAUGUCGAACAAAAUGGACAAACCUGCUUCUCCAUCAGAGCUCAACCUGCUUGCAGCAGUCAUUGUCAACCAAGAAAGCAAACCACAAAGAACGUUCAAGUUCACUGUGUCAAGCAAGACAGCAACGUUGCUGAAUUAUGGAAGAGGGAAAUCGAUAACCAAAGAACCGGUCCCGAUUUCAGUACCCACAAAGUACACAAAUCGAUCCAAAUGAACCUUCCAGAAAGCUGUGCCCAGUAAAUUAACUGACGACUGUAACCUUAAUUGUAUUGGUUUAGUUUUAAGAG